CUCCCCCACAGGAAGCGCGUGUGGGGAGGCUCGGGGCCGGGGCCAGCACCCACACUGGGUCUCCACAGCGGCAUGGAGGCCUGUGAGUCUUCGCUGCUGGUGCUGGCCCUGGGGGCCCUGUUGGCAGUUCCUUUGAGACCCAGAUCAUCGGGGGCCGGGAGGUAAUCCCCCACUCUCGCCCGUACAUGGCCUCGCUGCAGAGACGCAGCUCCCACCUGUGUGGGGGGGUCCUGGUGCACCCAAAGUGGGUGCUGACAGCUGCCCACUGCCUGGUCGAGCGGACGGCCCAGCUGAGGCUAGUGCUGGGGCUUCAUGCCCUGAGCCACCCCGGUCUCACUUUCCACAUCAAGGCGGCCAUCCAGCACCCUCACUACAAGCCGGCCCCUGCCCUGGAGAACGACCUCGCGCUGCUUCAGCUGGACGGGAAAGUGAAGCCCAGCCGGACCAUCCGGCCCCUGGCCUUGCCCAGUAAGCACCAGGCAAUGUCCGCAGGGACUCGGUGCAGCAUGGCCGGCUGGGGGCUGACCCAGCAGGGCGGCCGCCUGUCCCGGGUGCUGCGGGAGCUGGACCUCCACGUGCUGGACACCCGCAUGUGUAACAACAGCCGUUUCUGGAACGGCAGCCUCUCCCCGCACACGGUCUGCCUGGCGGCCGACUCCAAGGACCAGGCUCCCUGCAAGGGUGACUCGGGUGGGCCCCUGGUGUGUGGCAAAGACCAGCUGUUGGCCGGAGUCCUGUCCUUCAGCUCCAGGGUCUGCACCAACGUCUUCAGGCCCCCUGUGGCCACCGCCGUGGCGCCUUACGUGUCUUGGAUCAGGAAGGUCACCGGCUGAUCCGGCCUGAUGUCCUGGGGUGACGGGGACUGCCUCGCUCUCUCCACAGGACCCUUCCCCUCCAGGGGUGCAGCGGGGUGGGUGAGGACAGGUGGGAGGGACAGGGAGGGACCAAUAAAUCAUGAUGAAGGAAUGCUCAGAGC
Molecule: messenger RNA, 976 nt
Organism: Piliocolobus tephrosceles (Ugandan red Colobus)
Lineage: Eukaryota; Metazoa; Chordata; Mammalia; Primates; Cercopithecidae
Gene: GZMM
Product: granzyme M
Exons: 5
Coding region: 186-833 (215 amino acids)
Biological process (GO): proteolysis
Molecular function (GO): serine-type endopeptidase activity
Source: RefSeq, a predicted model, not a curated record